Lachancea dasiensis is the source of this 1239-nucleotide messenger RNA. The record is from the annotation of a GenBank genome assembly. NCBI's taxonomy places the organism in Eukaryota, Fungi, Ascomycota, Saccharomycetes, Saccharomycetales, Saccharomycetaceae.
AUGCCUUUCCGUAGUAUUUUGAAGGUACCAGUGGGCCGAUUGACCUCGGUGAGGGGUUUGCAUGCAGGACAACAACUAUUAAAAGCGCAGGUGUUUGCCAUGCCAGCGAUGUCCCCCACAAUGGAAAAGGGAGGAAUCGUGGAAUGGAAGUUUAAAGUUGGCGAGUCGUUCUCUGCUGGCGAUGUUCUGCUGGAGGUGGAGACCGAUAAGUCACAGAUUGACGUGGAAGCACAGGACGAUGGGAAAAUGGCGAAGAUCAUCGUGGACAACGGGGCCAAAGAUGUGAACGUAGGAGAGGUCAUUGCAUAUCUAGCCGAACCGGAAGAUGAUCUAGCUUCUUUGGAGCUCCCAAGUCCAGACUCAUCCAGCAAGAAAGAGGCUUCGUCGAAGAAGGAGGAAAAUACCAACAAGAAGGAGACGGCUGCCGAGCCAGCCCCUAAAGCUGUACCUUCCACCAAAAAGCCAGCAGCCAGCUCUUCUAGUGGCACCAGGGCCUCGGAACAGGCCAAUCCGUCUCAAGUCUUGUUACCUUCUGUGCAAAUUUUACUUCACGAAAACAACAUUUCCGCUGAGGACGCUAUUCAAAAGAUUCCAGCUUCUGGUCCCAACGGCAGGAUUCUCAAAGGUGACGUUCUUUCGUACGUGGGUAAAGUGUCUCAGGACGCAGCGAGCAAACUCACUCAGUAUAUUAAAAAGUUUGAAAAGCUGGACUUGUCCAAUAUCGAGUUGAAAGCUCCUGAACCUAAGCAAGCGAUCAAGAGCGAGGCCCCGGGACCUGUAAAGCCUCAACCUGUCGUUCUAUCGGAACAACUCUACUUAAAGACGGCACAAAAUGUAUCUCUAGAGCAAUUUGCCAAGUCCCUCAGAGCCUACAUCAAUGAGGCAAAGUAUUUGUCUCACGAUCAGCCAGUCGCCAAUUCUCAUUCUGAUCACUACGAUCAUCUUUUCGAAGAGUUAAUUACUCCAGAACCUACACAACCAAGGUUUCAAGUUUCCUAUGAUUUGAUCCCAACAUCAGUACGGGACCUAACCCCUCAGCAGCACGACGACAUCUUCGAUCUUUUGGCUGGUCCUUCCAAUUUGUCGACCAAAGUGGAUACUAACCUUCAAGUUGAGCAGUCCAAUGAGUAUUUGGUUGAUUUGAAGGUUACCGUAAGUGACAAAUUUGGCGAUGCAAACAUUAAGGCCCAAAGGUUUGUUGACUACGUCAGAGACUUGGAAACCUCUCCCGAAAACUAA